Messenger RNA from Diaporthe citri, 534 nucleotides. RefSeq lists its product as uncharacterized. The transcript has a single exon. Bases 1 to 534 code for a protein of 177 amino acids. NCBI's taxonomy places the organism in Eukaryota, Fungi, Ascomycota, Sordariomycetes, Diaporthales, Diaporthaceae. The record is from RefSeq and is a predicted model, not a curated record.
AUGAGAGACCCCGGUAACUAUGGAGGGAUGUCCGGCGACAAAAAGGCGAAUAGAUACGCCCAGAUGGGUUCCUCAAUCGGUGGCGCUUAUGCGGAUGAGGCUCUGGAAGAAAUGCCUUGGCUGAACCAAAGUCAAGGUUUGAAUCGACAAGACUAUUAUGAAGGAGACGAAUAUGAGCAACACGAGUAUCGCGAAGACGAGGAUGAACUGCCAAAUUUUCAACAAGGCGUGUCCGAACCCACCUCUGCACAUCUUCAACUAAAUGUGUCUCAACCCGCCGCGCCAACUCCUCAGAUCCAGGUGUCUGACCCCAGCCCAGCAUCGACUCAACCCGACAUGACUGAACAUUUCCCAGAGGCAUUUGCCCAUGACAUGAACCAGCGGGAGUAUCAGCAUGGGUACGACCCGGAUAGUGCCGAGCAUGGCGACUUACCUAAAAGAAUGUGUUUCGGUAGUUCAUUUUUUGAUCACUCCUGUGAGGACCCAGCUCGACCAGACAUGCCUGGACAACUCUCACCGUCCACUCAGGAAUGA